UUUGUGGAUAUGGAUUUUCGCCAAUCCAAUCAAGCACUUGCCUCCACAAAAAAAAAAGAGAAGAAAACAAGAGCACCUGUAUUCACUGCCACUAAUUGAAAAGAAAAGAAAAUCUUGCUAAAGAAAGCAAAAAAGUUUGGCAUGGCUGCAGUGGGCAUAGGUGGAGUAGUAUUCCACUCGGAACUGAAACUUAAGCCUUUAUCUUUGUCGAUACGAUUGAAGAAACAAUGGAAUUCAAGGACAAUUUACGGUAGCUUUGCUCAUGAUCUUUUUGUUGGAGUUGGGGAUGAUAUUGUGUUGGGAAAGAAACUGGGUGAGGGAUCUUUUGCUUCUGUUUAUAGAGUUUCUUUGGCAAGAAAGCCAUCUUCAAAGGGUGCUGAUUUGAUGCAGAGUAGAGAGUUUCCCUAUAAUCACCUUAGGCAUUGUUCAAGCUCAGCGUUUGAAAAUGCAGGCAGGAGGCACCAGAUUCAAGUUCAACGAAAUUGUGAUUUUAGAGUGAAGGCACUCCCGAAUUGGCCAUUAAUAGCAGUAUUAGUUGAACAUAUAGAAGGUCAAAGAGACCUCAUAACUCACAAAUCUGUUUGGCACCUUAGUGAUGAAGCCAUGAAGAAUGUUUACACAUUUUACAUCAUGUUCACUGUUUGGGGAUGCUGUUUCUUCGGUUCUACCAAGGAUCCCUACUAUGAUUCAGAACAAUAUAGAGGAGAUGGAGGUGAUGGUACUGGACAUUGGGUCUAUGAGAAGCAAGAGGACAUUGAAGAAACAGCGAGAGCAGAGCUGUGGCGCGAGGAACUGAUAGAGGAGAUUGAACAAAAGAUUGGGGGUCUUCGAGAGCUUGAAGAAGCUGGGAAGAAGGAACAACUAGUCAAAUGAUCAUCUCUAUGUAUAUAGCCUCAUGUGCUAAGAACAAACUUUAUGAUGUUUCCCAGUUAUGUAUAUACAAUAUGAUUUUCAGUUCCAUAAUAAAGACAUAGAGGCCGUUUGAAUUGGCUUUAUCUGUUUUCAA
This is a messenger RNA of Solanum dulcamara, 1006 nucleotides long. RefSeq names its product photosynthetic NDH subunit of subcomplex B 4, chloroplastic-like. Gene Ontology annotation, cellular component: NAD(P)H dehydrogenase complex (plastoquinone); chloroplast thylakoid membrane. The coding region runs from base 142 to 873 and encodes 243 amino acids. The record is from RefSeq and is a predicted model, not a curated record. Lineage: Eukaryota; Viridiplantae; Streptophyta; Magnoliopsida; Solanales; Solanaceae. The transcript is spliced from 7 exons. Gene Ontology annotation, biological process: photosynthetic electron transport in photosystem I.